This is a messenger RNA of Debaryomyces fabryi, 5424 nucleotides long. RefSeq names its product separase (gene ESP1). The transcript has a single exon. NCBI's taxonomy places the organism in Eukaryota, Fungi, Ascomycota, Pichiomycetes, Serinales, Debaryomycetaceae. The record is from RefSeq and is a predicted model, not a curated record. Gene Ontology annotation, molecular function: cysteine-type endopeptidase activity. Gene Ontology annotation, biological process: meiotic chromosome separation; proteolysis. Gene Ontology annotation, cellular component: centrosome; cytoplasm; mitotic spindle. Bases 1 to 5424 code for a protein of 1807 amino acids.
AUGAUCCUGGAAUCAAUAAAGGAUUACAUUUCAUUGGACCCACUACUAACUUCAUAUUUGCAAUCGUACAAUUAUACCGGCAGCCCACUUCAUUCUUCCAGGAGACAGAACGUACAAGUCCAAUCACCAAGCAAAACAAAGGUCAGUAUUGAAUUAUCGGCUAUUAAGAUCAUAGAUGCUGUAUUGAAAGAUGAGAGCAUUGACUCAAGUGUACUUAAUCAUGAGGAACACCAAAACCUAUUAGAAGUGAUAUCAAAAGCAUUCAGAUGCGUGUAUAGCAGCAUUUCAAAGACACAAGACUAUAUUAAUGUUAUAAAAAAGCAUCAAGUUUACGUCAUUAAAUUGAUUGCAUUGAAGAAAAUAGAUGUAUCGCUAGCAGAAUUAGGCUUGAUCUAUCAAAUAAUAAAUAAAGUUAUAAAUGUUAAAUCUUCUAUUGAUUGGCAUAAUACGUCGGGACUAGGUUACGAGGAAUUACUACAAGGAAUUCCUUUUAAUGAGACGUUUCUAGAAUGUCUAGAUGAAAAUCACAAAUUGCAAAUCGUAAAUUUAACAAUUGCGUUUCAUUUUAUGUGUAUUCAAUGUAUCCUUCAAACAAUUACAUUGAAUCUCAAACUAAUAAUAUCUAAUAGAGAUCGCAAACUAAACAUAUCCUUAUUUGGAGCUAUUGCACCAUAUUUUUUAUCAACCGGAAAUUUCUCCCAAUGGCUAACAUAUUCUUAUACUCAAUAUUCAAAUAAAGACAAACACGUCAAUAACUUAAAUAAAAUGAUUAAUGGGUUCCUUAAGAUUAUUUGCAUAUUAGUGACCAAAGUCAAAGGCCCGAGUUUGACUGAAUUGUAUUACUUUCAAAGUUUAUUCACCAUAAAAUCAAUUGAAUAUCAGCUUUUAAAGUCAGGAGAUUAUUCGAAUAUACAACUAGAUCUCAAUACUCAAGAAAAUGCUCAAUUAUUACCAUAUAUUGAAGACGUAAAGUCUGUAUUAUCACAAUUGGAUGGCAACUCAUCGGUAUCUCUAGAAAAACUAAGAAUUGAAUUAGAUUGCAUCCAACUACCUUCCACUCGAUAUCCUCGAUCAGAGAUAAUAACUGCGGUAAAUAAAGCAAUAGAUAAUUUAUCUGGAGCUUCAUUAGAUCAAUUGGUAUUUUACUUGCUGCCAAAAGUAAAAUGUGACACAGAUAUAGCAUCUGACCCUGAAUUCUUGUCUUCUAUGAAACGUUUUAUAAAGACCACGCUUUGCGCAGUUGAUAAAACCUUAGCAUAUUCCAGCAUCCAGAUAUGUACAUCAUAUUUUAAUCUUGCAUUUAAAACUUUAAAGAACCUUUCCUGUGAUCAUUUAAUAAUAUUCGAUUCUAUUACAAUAUAUUUGAAAGAUCUCGUCAAUAGUGAAAAGACUGAAAAAUCAUUUUUGAAGUUUCUUUCUAACACGCUUCAGGAUUUGUUCAACAUACUAUCUAAAUUUAGGCAAUUUAAAAGAAUACGAAAUCUUUCCAAUCUUUUUUUCAAUCUUGGGAAUAAAGAAAAGAAUAUACCUAAAGAUUAUUGGAAGCUCGCAAUUUCUUAUGAACUGUUCAUUUACAGCUACAACGCUGAAACGAAGACUGCUGAAAAUUUCAAGUUUCUCCAAAGCAAAGUUCAGAAGAUUGUUAAUGCGUUAUAUGAGAUGAGAAACUUCGAAGAGUCUACAUCCAUUCUCCUUGGAUUUUUGAGAGAUGCCAUCGAUACCAAAAAAACGGGGUUCCAACAAUUGUUCUUCGACUUGGCAGAAUUCCAAAUGCCCUUAAUAAUUCAAUUAUUAGCUAAGUGUCUAGUAUCUGAUGCUUCGAUCGUGAAUUUAAUUUUCGGCGAUGAAAGCAAACUAAGCGAGAAUUUCAAGUGUAUUUUAUUUAUCAAUUUAGUCUGCUUCUUAGAGAAGUCAAACAAUGUUAGGCAGAAAACAGAUUUGAUUAAUCAUAUUAUGAAGAAAUUGAUCCUAAAAGACUCCACUCUAAAUUUAAUUUGCAUAUAUCAUUAUUUCAAUUUAAAUGGAUUGAAUAAUUUUGUGGUUGACAUAUUUACAGACGCUUGUUCUCUGAAUGAUUUGAAUAUUCUUUUUUUAAGCGGUGUACGCUUACAGGAGGUAAUAAAUAUCGGAUGGAACGAAGAAAUGUUAACAGAUUCGCUAAAGCUAUUCGAAGACUGGCUUGAAAGAUCAGACCAGAGUAAUAUGUUUAUAAUUGACUAUGAGUUUGAAAUAUUAAGAACCUUUGUGAAUUAUUUAAAAUACAAUUCUUUGACAGGACGAGUCAUACACUUGAUCCAGGUUUAUAGGCAGCACCGACCAACUCUUGAUAAUGCACCUAAGGUUUACCAGAAUAGUUUGUUGCUUGAAUUAGAAUUAUGUGAUGCCUGUAUAAAAUUAGGUUUACCGCUAGAUGCAUCAAAUCAUUUGACAUCUUCAGGUACUUUAUUAAAGCAACUAUCGAAAUAUUCUUCAAGUAACGAUUGCUUGCAACAUGUUUCAAAUCAAGAUAUAAUGAAUUGGAAAUUACUGCAGUUUGAAUAUUGUUUGUUGAUUGGCAAUAAGACUCAUGCUAAGGAAAAAUCCACUGCAAUUUUGAAAUUCCUAGAUUCUAAGCUGGAAUUUAACUUGAAGAAUCAAGGCCCUGACAUGACUUUAGAAUUAAAGUUUGAAAAUUUGUUCAUAAUAGCUCGAUUCCAGUUACUUACAUGUAAAUUUAAUAUCCAAUUGUCGAAUUUCUACGAUGCUUUAGAUAACGUGAAAUUAUGUAUUAAGGUGGUUUAUUCAAUUAUAAAGAAAUUGGGUAAUAACAUUCGAAAAGUAGUGUACAAUGAAUUGAAAUGGAAAACUGCUUCAUUAUUAUUCGAAUGCUACAAAACUAUAAUAGAUAUUCUCAAACGAUUGGGAAUAUCGAGAGAUUUAUUAUACUAUUUACUGGAAUUUAAGAAAUUGGACGAAGCUAAUAUUGCUCCAUUUGUUAAUUGUUCAAACUCUUUUUAUUUGACAAACUUUUAUGUUAUGUUAGAGAAUAUGGAGGCUGCAUUUUUAUCCUUAACCGAAGGGAAUAAUAUAUAUAAACUGAUAGAGAUGGAUAAUAGAAAUAUCAGACUUGCUAGAAUUUUAAGUAACUUGUUAUUCUUAGCUGCAGAGUUGAAAUUCAACGUGAAAGGAAAGGAAAAUGGUAAUUGUCUACCAAGAAAAGAGAGUUAUAAAAAAGAUUUGGAAGUAUUAUUAGAAUUUUCCUGGAAAGAAUUAGGAACUAUUCCAACAUCUUCAUUGAUAUCCAUGUCAAGUUUCAUUGAUUCAAGAAGCGAGCGAAUACAACUUCAAUAUUUGUUAUCCUUAUAUGAAUUUGACUAUAGUCCAGAUUCAGGUGACUACAAUCGCUAUGAAGACGAUCAAUAUAGUAGGAUAAUCACUACGAUAUCUUUGGCAAAGACACAAACCUCUAAUGCACUUAAACAAUUACUAUUAAUACCAUGCUUUUCACUGAUGGAUGAAUCAUGUAUUGCAUUACCUUGCAUAGUUAAAGAAGAGAAGAAGUUCCAAGGGUCAGUUAAACCAGUCUAUGAUAACAUAUCUAAUCAGAUAGAUAUAAUCAACAACUUGAUUCAAACUAAAGAAAUAUUAUUGAAUUGCUUGUCAUCCAAAAGACUAAAGCAAUUAUCUAAUUACGAGUUGAAUGAUUUGAAUAAAGUCUUUUUUAGAUGCUUAUCCUUACUUUCAUCAGUUGCAAUAUAUAAGUCUGAUUUCUCUUUGGUAAGUGGUGAAAACUCAGUUUUAUCGUAUCUUUAUUAUUUGCAAGACUUGCCUCGGUAUCUUCCUUUUUUGAAUGAUAGAUCUAUCAAUCAUGAAACUGUUACAUCACAGUCUAACAAUAAUGAAUUACUUCCAUCUGAGGUUAACGAUGGAUUUAUUAACAGAGAAAUUGAUUUGGUUACUAGCGAAUUUUUCAACGAUUUAGCCGAAUAUUUGCCUAGUUCAUGGAUAAUUAUUACAAUUGAUAUUUGUCCUUACACUGGAGAUUUAUUGUUAUCUAAGAUGCAUAAGUAUUCCUACAAGAAACCUUUUUUCUUAAGAAUUCCAUUAAAUAAAAAAAGUAAUGAAGGUGACUCACUUGAAAUGUCAUUCAAUGAAAUGAUAAAAGCAUUAGAGUCGAUAAUUAAACAAAGUGAUAUAUCAACUAGAAUAGAGACGACAUCUAAAAUUAAGUCUAAAGAGGAUAGGAAAAAUUGGUGGAAGCUAAGAUUUAGCUUGGAUUUAGAAUUAAAACAUUUAUUAGAUCAUGUUGAAAAUAACUGGUUGGGUGGGUAUAAGGGAAUAUUUGAUGAUCCUUCUACAAAUGAGUCUUUUUUAUCAGCUUUUGGUUUUGAUUUUGAAUGUUUGUUAAAUGAAAUAUUACCUUCUCGGAUGCUGAAGUUAGCGGAAGACAAGUUUAUGGAUUUCGAUAAUAAUGUUUUGCAAUUGUUUCUUAGCAUGUGUGAAAUGUAUCGAGAAGAUCAUGCAGAAAUAGAUGAUUCAGAGUUUAAGCAAAAAAGCUAUAAAUUUCUCAAUGAUUUAAUUUUAUUUAUUCUCGAUUCAUUAACAUAUCAUGGAGAGCAAAAUGCAUACGAUGAAAUUGAUAUCGAAAAGUUUCAUUACUUACUAGAGAAGUUGCUAAGUACGUAUGCACAGAAGAAGAAUAGGCCGUUGGUUCAUACAGAUUACAGGGAAAGCCAUACAAUACUUGUUCCAAGUGCAAAGUGCUCAUCUUUUCCUUGGGAAUCGCUUAAUUUUUUGAAGGGUAGAUCGAUUUCUAGAGUUCCAUCUAUUGGAACCCUACUUGACAUGUUAAAGUCGAGGCAUAAGUCAUUAAAUAUAGAAACAUCGAACAAUCUAUACUACUUGAUUAAUCCUGGAGGUGAUUUAAUACGAACACAGACAAAGUUUAAACCAUUUUUCAUUGAUAAAGAGAAUUGGGAAGGUCUCAUCGGCACACAACCUAACGGAGAUGAGGUUCUUCACAAACUUGGGGAUAUGGAUUUAUUUGUUUAUUUGGGCCAUGGAGGAUGCGAGCAAUUCAUUCGUACAUCAUCGUUAUUAAAGGCUGCAUGCAAUAACGAUAAUCAUAUAUUACCACCUAGUCUAUUGAUAGGUUGCUCCUCAGGAGCAUUGAAUUACAAUGGGUUAUUAGAACCAAACGGUACUGUUUAUAACUGGCUUAUAUGUGGAUCACCCAUGGUAGUCGUUAAUUUGUGGGAUGUUACUGACAAGGAUAUUGAUAUGUUUAGUCUAUCGGUGUUUGAAAAAUGGGGCUUGCUAGGAACUACUAGUUCGGAUAGUGUUAAUAUUUGCAAAGCAGUCGGUGAUAGCCGAGAACGUUGUACUCUAAAAUACUUAAAUGGGUCUGCUCCUAUAGUUUAUGGCUUACCAAUGAUUUUAAAAUAG